Molecule: messenger RNA, 779 nt
Organism: Cylicostephanus goldi
Lineage: Eukaryota; Metazoa; Nematoda; Chromadorea; Rhabditida; Strongylidae
Source: the annotation of a GenBank genome assembly
AUGUCUCAAUUCAAGGAUAGUCCCAUAUGUGAACUUAUUGGCACACUCCUUGCUCGCUCUCUUGGCUCUCUCGAGUCGCUUUUCCCUCCUAUUCUGUGCGAGUCUCAUCGAACAACAGAGUUAUUACGUCGCCCCUACUUUAUCGGUUCAAUAGCUGAGGUUAAUACUUUGGCGUCGAUCUUGCAUUCAAAUGCUGCAUCUAAAGUUUCUGCUAACGAAGUCCGUGCAGAACUGAACGAACUGCGUAACCGACUACCCAAAUUUUUUUCAUCGAACAUUGCUGCUGUAGAUACACCAAAGACAUUAACAGAACCGUCCUCCUCUUCGCAUCCAAGACAAAAUGCUAUGAAGGUUUUGUCGGACAAAGUGCAUAUUUCGUCGUCGAAUUCGCCACCACAUGGUUACUAUCGUUUGAACCAUGCACCUAGCACUGAGACUAUUUACCCUCCAGAGUACUUUGAUGUCGUGGUCUUCCACACUGAGGCACAAUCUGAUCCUGUUGGAUUCAUCCCAGAGGAGAAGUUUAUGGAAAGGUUGGCAAGAGAUACCGUAGCGAAGAAGAAUAGUGGAGGGCAGAAGCGGACGCGCUUUGUUGAAACUGGAAGUACCAUUGAAUCAGCCAUAUCCGAUCGUACUCCAGACAACGCCUCCGAUAUAGAGGACACUGGAGAACAGCAUGAGGUUGGAUCGGUGUCUAGUAGCCAAGAAGCGCCUCAAGACAGGUGCGUUUUUGAGUUUGUAGAAGACAGAUUAUCGUUACACCUUUCUCUCACGUAAUC